This is a messenger RNA of Cylas formicarius (sweet potato weevil), 3475 nucleotides long. Its product is annotated as palmitoyltransferase app. The transcript is spliced from 9 exons. The record is from RefSeq and is a predicted model, not a curated record. Bases 267 to 1880 code for a protein of 537 amino acids. Gene Ontology annotation, biological process: peptidyl-L-cysteine S-palmitoylation; protein targeting to membrane. Gene Ontology annotation, cellular component: endoplasmic reticulum; Golgi apparatus. Gene Ontology annotation, molecular function: protein-cysteine S-palmitoyltransferase activity. NCBI's taxonomy places the organism in Eukaryota, Metazoa, Arthropoda, Insecta, Coleoptera, Brentidae.
ACUGGCCCACGGAAUUGAGUGGAAGAGACAUGUCAAUUAUCUUUCCAGCUGUCAUGACAGCGAUUAGUAAAACGAUUAUUUUGAUUAGCAGUGUGCUCAUUAUUCAGGAAAAACUCCGCAAUUAUGAAGUAAAAUGUGUAGUAAUUAAUUAAUACGCAAUCAUGCAUCAGCGGAGAAGAGUAAAUUGUGAGAGAGACUACACGUAGGACAUGCAUUGAAACUUUCUUUAGUUUGUAAUUUAAGUAUCAUUUUUUUGUGUUGUACUUAUGACCAUCAACAAUUGUAAUUGGAGGGAUUUAUUUACGAACGGUAAACAAACCAGCAUGGCUUUUGAAAAAGCGACCAGAAAAUGGGAGAUAUUUCAGGGCCGAAACAGAUUUUAUUGCAGCGGGCGACUGAUGACUGCCCCAAACGCAGGGGUGUUCUUUUUGACGGUAUUUCUCAUAACAGGCACUUGCGCUUUGUUUUUUAUAUUUGAUUGCAAAUACUUGGCCGAGAAUGUUACAAUAGCAAUUCCAAUCAUCGGCACAGUAUUGUUUUUAUUCACAAUGUCUUCUUUGCUGAGAACAAGCCUUUCGGAUCCUGGAAUUAUACCAAGAGCAACAUCGGAGGAAGCGGCAUACGUUGAAAAACAGAUAGAAGUGACAAAUUCUGCGAACAGUCCAACAUAUAGGCCUCCGCCCCGAACGAAAGAAGUUCUCGUCAAAGGGCAAACAAUUAAACUAAAGUACUGCUUUACUUGCAAAUUGUUUCGCCCACCUCGAGCAUCACAUUGCAGUAUUUGUGAUAACUGUGUAGAUCGAUUUGAUCAUCACUGUCCUUGGGUUGGUAACUGUGUUGGCCGAAGGAAUUAUAGGUUUUUCUACAUGUUUAUAGUAUCCCUGGCAUUUCUUGCUGUGUUUAUAUUUGCCUGUGCUGUAGCCCACUUGAUAUUAAUAACCAGAGAAGAUAGGCAGUUUUUAGAUGCUGUCAAAGAGUCUCCACCCAGCGUUAUAGUGGCAGUAAUAUGUUUUUUUAGCGUUUGGAGCAUAAUAGGAUUAGCUGGAUUUCACACAUACCUCACAACAAGCAAUCAAACAACUAAUGAGGAUAUUAAAGGCUCAUUUACAGGUAAACGUGGCCAGGAAAGCUUCAAUCCCUACUCAAGAGGAAAUGUUUGUUUGAAUUGUUUUCAUAUACUUUGUGGUCCUGUUACUCCAUCACUUAUCGAUAGAAGAGGUGUUGUAACAGAUUCAUAUAGGUCUGAAAUAACGCAUCCAAUAAUUUCUGAGCCAGCAGUGCCCUUAAAAACUUAUGGGAUGAAUAGUCAGAAUGGCGCGAAUCACAUCAUUACAAACGCGAGUGAGACGCCCGGCAUCUAUCGUCAGACUACAGAAGCAACAGAUAGCAACGCGGGCAGCGUAACUCAACUAAUGACCAACGAACAGCCAAUAGCAGUCGGCCCCGCGCUUCAGCGUCCGCCUGAGGACUCUCUUGGACACUACAAGUCCCAGCCAAGUCUCAACCACUCCCCUUUGUAUAACAACGUCACACCGUCGGCUCAAACUAUGAGCCGGUCUCAUAGUUACGCGAAUGAUAUCAAUUCGAUGGGCGAGAAAACAGAUGACGCAAAAAUAGACAUAGAAGACUUGCAGUUAGAUCCUGUGGUAGUCCGGGAAACCCAUAUUUUGGCAACAAUCAAUGACCGAUCUAAAUAUCGCGAGUUGAAGUUGGACAAUGAUCUCACUGCCAGCGAGAAAGAGAACAGUCUGUUGAGCGCGAGUCGGUUGCGAUUACUCCAGGACACCACAAUGAUCGAAAGUGCUUUGGAUUUAGAUUCUCUCGAGGAUUCCAGUUUGGGUACCGGUAGUCACGCGGGGCUGAUGAAAGUAGUUGUGUAGUCAUUCUUUUAUAUAUAUUUUUUUUUUGGAAAAAUUGCAAGGGUUAUUGCCAGGUAUAUGAUGUUAUUCCACAUCUACAAUGCAGUUACUUUUUAUGGUUUGGUACUAAAGAAGACAGCCAGCUCCCAAGUGCCCAAUGAUGACAUUAUAUACACAGUUUUUAUGCCAAUGACCGGCAUAUUCCGUCUAUGAAAUGAGGGCCCAGUGUUUAUUAUAAAAAGUAAUAUUUAUUUUUUUACAUUGUAGUUUACCAAUUAGACAAUUUUUGCCAUUGCGCACUUUAUACACAGGGUUAUUACGGGACACUCUACAAAGACGAAAACGUGUUCAAGAACCUAUUGAUUUGUUACAAUUGCACUACUGGAAGCUAUAUCCGCAGAAUCUGAUUGUGAUAAGUGUGUAAAGUGAAGAAAACGAAAUAUAUCAAAUGAGUGUAGCAACCUUGUUAUUUAGGCAAUGCACUUGAAUAUCAAAAAAAUGUAUUGCUGCAAUGAUUUCCAUAAUCAUAAAAAAUUUACGGGGCCAUCUGGUAAUUGCGCAUCUGAAUUCAUUAAUAUCAGGUUCAGUUAAAUGGGUACAUCACUGAUUAACAGAUUUUUAAAUACUCAAGGUAAGUACUGCUUGUCGCCUGCCAUUUAAUACAUCACACAAAUCUAAAAUAUUAAAAUUAUAAAGUUUAAUGAAAAAUGUGAAAAUGUUGCCAACUCUACUAUUAUUGCAAGGUUUUUUUUUUUUUGAUAAAGUUUAAAAACUUUAAACUAAGUUUAAAGUUUUACUGGAGUACAAAUCGAUAUACAACAAACAAGGCUGCCAUAUUUUCAAAAAAAUUAUAUCGGCCAAAUAUUUUUUAAAACCCUUAUUCAAAAUAAAUUAUAUAUGAACUUUUUAUAAAAUGCUUCGAGAUAUCUCCCAUAAAUAGUGUGUCUACUUUAGAGAUACUAUGAGAAAUCGUUUUUAUUUAACAAUUCAGGAAUUUAAAAAUCAUAAAAUUCAUGUGAAGUAAUUUAGCCCUUGGUCUAUUUAGUUUUGUAUAUCUUCGUGCAAUGAUUUAUUAUGCAGUCACCAUAAAGUACAGCGAAAAAAGCAACGUGCAAAUGAAUUUUCCAUGUUAAGGCAUUUUGUGGCAAAAUAUUUUGUUGCUAUGCUCGCUUAAUCAAACUUAACACUUUUCACACCUCUUUUAAUCAACUUGUAAUCAUAGGUGCGCACAUUUUGCUCUCCGGAUCAGUAUUUAACAAUGCCGAAUUUUGCUUAACUUCUUUUUAACGAUAUUUUCGAUUACCCUAACUCUUUGAGACUGAACAAACUCUACGUCACAAUCUUUGUAGAUCGAAGUUUAAAAUUUAAGGCCAGAUCGAUAUUUUAUUUCAGGAAAUUAUAUAUUCUAAGCUGUUUGUACAUACGUGUUUAUAUAAUGCUGCUACUUAGGAGGGACAGUGGACUUGUAAAUAAUUGCUGUAAGUAAAUAAAAUGACAAUAUUUUUUGCAUGUUUUGCCAUAUGUAGUCAGAAUAUAUUGUAUACAUAUAGUUGUAGGAAAUAUAUUUUUACAAAUUUAAUGUACUAUCCAGAUUUUUCAGAAUAGUGAGCGAGUUU